AGCCCAGUUUGUAGCCCAAUCAACGUGUCAAUCUGUUGCAUAAAGCAAUGGCGUCUAGUGAUUAAAAUCAGGUGCUGGCAAUUACCUUCAAUCAAGAAGUAGGGCGCACGCUAUAAAACACGCUUACACGCUUUAAUUUCCUUAUCACAGUAACUGAGUUUAGAAAAAAUGUCCGGUCGUGGGAAGAAAGUUGCUGCUGUUACAGCCAAGACAUCCAUAUCCCGCUCCUCCCGAGCUGGUCUACAAUUCCCUGUCGGUCGAAUCGCUCGCUUGCUGCGUAAAGGCAACUAUGCACCGCGUAUUGGAAGCGGGGCAUCAAUCUACCUGGCUGCUGUCAUCGAGUACCUGUGUGCGGAGGUGUUGGAGUUGGCUGGGAACGCCUGCAAGGAUAACCGAAAAAAGCGUAUCGGCCCACGUCACAUCCAGCUUGCUGUUAGGAAUGACGAGGAGCUCAACACCCUUCUUGGUGGGGUGACCAUCUCGGAGAGCGGUGUCCUUCCAAAUAUUCACGCUCAGCUGCUCCCCAAGAGGACCAUGAGGGAUGACGCAAGCAAAGAUGUUAAUUCCCAAGAAUUUUAACUUAUUUUUAUAAAUUGUAUGUUUAUGCACUUGUUGUCUUUAAUAAAAAACGUUAUUAUAUACUUCUGUGGCUGAAUAUUAGGCGUAAUAUUUGUGCCUGGGUGUCUAUCCUAGUAUGGGGGAAGAAUCUAGUGCCCCCCAACUCUGCUGAAUCACCGGGUAGUAAUUUAGAUGGAUUUUCUGUAACCACUAAAGAUCCACUGUGUAGGUUUGGUGGCAUCAAUUAGCAGAAGUGGAAUAUAGUACUUAUCGUUGUGUUUUCGUUAGUGUAUCAUUGUGUUUCCGUUAUCUUAGAAUGAGCCCUUCGUAUCUACUUAGGAAACGGGUCGUCUGCCAUGAUGAGCAGACAAGCCAAAACCCUGACUCGGGAUGGGCCUUUUCGUGUUAUGGCGUUUGACGGCCACCAUAGGUACUGGCAUACAUUUGUUAAUGGAAGAAUGUUCAGCUGGUUGCAAUUCAGCAAACUUGCCACCAAAAUCUCCUAGUUUCCUGCAAGGCCUCUUGCACUCUACACGUAUAAUGUAACGACCAUACCUAGUUGUAUGACGUCUUCCUCAAUGUCUGUUCACUGGGAAUGUAAUUUGGCAGACUUGUUUAACAGUAGUUUUACACUGCAUUGGUGACAUUGCAGCAAUUAAACAUGAACCAGUUGUGUGCAAGUGCAGUGUGGAUUAUAUAUUCUCUGAGGUGGCAUCUCAAUGUUAACUUUUGUACUGAUAAGCCUGCUUGUUGGGUAUAUAUUACCAUUUUAAAGUCUGUAAUGACUAACUAGAGUUCUGUGAGGUCGGCAGUUCUUGCCAAUCAAAGCGAUGGCGGAUCCUCCCAUCUUUUGGAAUCUGUGGAAGAUCACCUUAAAUGAUGCAAGAGGGGUUGUUGAAGCUGAUUAGGUAAUGCCAUUCUUUGUCCUAGGUCCAUAUUAAAUUUGUCGCGUUCGGAACAACAAAUACCUGACGAUAUUAGGUUGACCGUGGUAGGAUCUAGACUCUUAAGGGUUAAAGAGGACCUGUUAUCCUAAUCAAGUGUGAAUUAUUUAGAAUUUCUGCUUUUCAGUGAGUUUCUCCAACAAUGUAGAUUUUGAAUGAUGAACUGACAGAAUGUUCUUCUCGUAACUGGUGUGGAGUCUGGGGAACACAAAUAGUUUUGUUUAUUUUAUCAAUGAAUUGUUUCCUUAUGACAUCUCUUUUUAAUUAUGCUAUACUUUACUGUGACGAUGUAGUCCAACUCUUAUCCCUCAGUCUUUUUUACUGAUGGACGACAGUGUACUUGACAGAGCUCUGAACUCUUAACUUCAUUAAUAGGGGGCUUACAAUAAAUCCCCGGGUUAGGAGAAAUGCCUAAAACUAAAAGAACAACCUAAGGGGGGAAAGCUCUAUCUAUCUGAACCAGUCAGUCCUCUCCACUUGUUCCCUCCCUUUGUACCCCACCCCACCCCCUCCUAAAUAACCAACCAACUAGGGCACUUCUCCCCCAAGUAACCUAAGUGAAUUGUAUAAGGCUAAUGCAUGUUAGGGUGCAUGUGUACAGUCAUGGACUGAAAUCAAUCGCUUCCUGUAACCAUGAAUGAGUGUCUUACAACUCUCUACUAGAAAUUAUGAACCACUCUUCUUUUCCCAACUGCUCCAGGUCUCUCACAUUUGAAGGGUGCCUUCUCCCAACUGCUGUUUUGAGAUCAUGCCACAGGUGUGCUAUGGGAUUAAGAUCUGGACUCAUCUCGGCCACUUCAGAACUCUCCAGUGCUUUGUCUUAACCAUUUCUAGGUGCUUUUUGAAGUGUGCUAUGGGUCAUUGUCCUGCUGGAAGACCCAUGUCCUCUGACGGAGACCAAGCUUUCUGACACUGGGCCCUACAUUGCGCCCAAAAAUGAUUUCCUGAUGCCAUGCACACAGUCAAGGCAUCGGGUUCCAGAAGCAGCAAAGCAACUCCAAAACAUCGGUCCACCUCCACCAUGUUUGACUGUAGAGACCGUGUUCUUUUCUCUGAAGGCCUCAUUUUGUUUUCUGUAAACUGCUUUACCAAAAACUCUAUUUUGGUCUCAUCUGUCCACAAUGAUUUUGGCUUCCCCAGGAAAGUUUUGGCAAACUCCAGUCUGGCUUCUUUAUGUCUCUGUGUCAGCAGUGGGGACCUCCUGGGUCUGGGUUCCAAUGUAAACAAUAUAAAUCAACAUGUGAAUACCAAAGCAUGUGUAAUUGCAGCAAUUUUCUGGGAGAAGUGGUACAACUCACCACAACAGGGCACUUUUUGUGCGUU
Messenger RNA from Clupea harengus (Atlantic herring), 2825 nucleotides. RefSeq names its product histone H2A-like. Gene Ontology annotation, cellular component: nucleosome. Gene Ontology annotation, molecular function: protein heterodimerization activity; DNA binding; structural constituent of chromatin. The record is from RefSeq and is a predicted model, not a curated record. NCBI's taxonomy places the organism in Eukaryota, Metazoa, Chordata, Actinopteri, Clupeiformes, Clupeidae.